AUGGGGAAUGUCUUUGACCGCAAAGACAGAGGAAUAAGAGAACAUCGACUAAGUUAUGGACAAGGCCCAGCUGCUUUGAGGAACCAGGAGAGUUUGGACAAGGAGAAAAACUGUCCUCUACAUAUUGCUGUCACAGGAGAGCAUGGCUCUGGUAAAUCCACCUUUGUUAAUGCCAUCAGGGGUCUGGAUAACACUGAUGAAGGAGCUGCUCCCACUGGAUCUGUAGGGACAACAGAGGAUGUCAGACCGUACCCCCAUCCAAACCAUCCAAAUGUGACAUUUUGGGAUCUCCCCGGUAUUGGCACCAGCAAAUAUCCAUCUGCAGAGUUUGUGGAGCUGGUUAGAUUUGAGAGGUUUGACUUCUUCAUUAUUGUCUCAGCUGAUCGCCUCAGAGAAAAUGACGUGAAGCUGGCGAAGGAGAUCCAGAGGAUGGGGAAGAAAUUCUAUUUUGUUAGGUCAAAGAUCGACAAUAACAUCCGUGACAAAGAAAGCCGUCAGAGGGAGUUCGAUGCAGAGAGGACUCUCAUGCUGAUCAGGGAAAACUGUAUUCAGGGUAGGUGACAUAUAUAUAUAUAUAUAUACAUUAUCUCCAACACCAUUUAAUUCAGUAAUAAUGUUGACCCAAACCUGGCACACAGGCUUAUAAUACAGCUCCCAAGCAAAACAUAUAUGUGUAUAUAACAUCCACGCAGAAGACCCUGGAUUGCCAACAAGGUUAUUAAAUGAUGUUUUUCUUUCUUUGGUAACACAGGUCUUCAGGAACAAGGUGUCCGGUCUCCUCAGAUCUUCCUGGUGUCCAGCUUUGAGCUCCACCUCUAUGACUUCCCUCUGCUGGCGGACACUCUGGAGCGAGAACUUCCUGACCUCAGGAGGGACGCCUUUCUUUUUUCCAUGCCCAACAACAGCCUGGAGAUGAUCGACAGGAAGAAAACAGCCUUUCACUCCAAAAUCAAAUACUUUGCUGCUCUAUCUGCAGCUGUAGCAGCUGUUCCACUUCCAGGUUUUUCUGUUGUUGUUGAUUUCAUCUUGCUGGCUGCUGUUGUCUCUCAAUAUGUAUCUGGAUUUGGUCUUAACACCUCUAGUUUAAACAAAAUAGCCAGGUACACAGGUGUUCCCUAUCACGAUCUGAGGUCAGCCAUCUCUCCAUCACUGGCGGUGAAAAAAGUAGCUCCUGUUCUAGUAUUGAAGGUGUUUGUUCUGUGUGUCAGCUUAGCCACUCUAAUGAAGAAAGAGGAAGGGUACAGAUUUAUUCCAGUCUUUGUGAUCCCAGUCACCAUGGGCCUGUCUUUCCUCACUACCCACAGAGCUCUCAACAUUUGCCUUAAUGCACUCGCUAGUGAUGCUGGAAGGGUGUUUAGAAAAGCCCUAAGUUAA
This is a messenger RNA of Xyrichtys novacula (pearly razorfish), 1374 nucleotides long. Lineage: Eukaryota; Metazoa; Chordata; Actinopteri; Labriformes; Labridae. The record is from the annotation of a GenBank genome assembly.